AGCAGAGGGGCUGAGACCAACCCAGAAACCUCCAAUUCUCAUGUGGAAGCCCAUGACCUCACCCUCCAUCAUGAAAGCCUCUGCAGCACUUCUGUGUCUGCUGCUCGCAGCAGCUGCCUUCAGCCCCCAGGGGCUUGCUCAGCCAGAUGGGAUUAAUACUUCAACUACCUGCUGCUACAGAUUUAUCAAUAAGAAAAUCCCUAAACAGAGGCUGGAAAGCUACAGAAGGAUCACCAGUAGCCACUGUCCCCGGGAAGCUGUAAUCUUCAAGACCAAACUGGACAAGGAGAUCUGUGCUGACCCCACACUGAAGUGGGUCCAGGACUUUAUGAAGCACCUGGAUAAGAAAACCCAAACUCCGAAGCUUUGAACAUUCAUGACUGAACUGAAACCAAGCCAUGACUUGAGAAACAAAUAAUUUAUAUACCCUGUCCUUUCUCAGAGUGGUUCUGAGAUUAUUUUAUUCUAAUUCUAAGGAAUAUGAGCUUUACAUAAUAAUGUGAAUCAUGGUUUUUCUUAAGUAGUUUUUAAAAGUUAUUAAUAUUUUAAUUUAAUCUUCCAUGGACUUUGGUGGAUUUUGAACGUAAAGUCUUGGAUGCAUAUGUCAUCUCAGUCCUGUAAAAACUGUGGGAUGCUACUCCCUUUUCUACCUCAUGGUGGUAUUGUAUAAGUUCUUACAAGAAUCAGUGCAAAGAUUUGCUCUAAUUGUUAAGAUAUGAUGUCCCUAUGGAAGCAUAUUGUUAUGAUAUAAUUACAUGUUUGCAUAUGUAUGACUCCCAAAUUUUCACAUAAAAUAUAUUUUUGUGUAACA
Messenger RNA from Symphalangus syndactylus (siamang), 811 nucleotides. It is a transcript of the gene CCL7, whose product is annotated as C-C motif chemokine ligand 7. Gene Ontology annotation, cellular component: extracellular region. The record is from RefSeq and is a predicted model, not a curated record. Gene Ontology annotation, biological process: chemokine-mediated signaling pathway; positive regulation of GTPase activity; positive regulation of cell migration. Gene Ontology annotation, molecular function: CCR chemokine receptor binding; chemokine activity. Lineage: Eukaryota; Metazoa; Chordata; Mammalia; Primates; Hylobatidae.